Molecule: messenger RNA, 1807 nt
Organism: Ceratosolen solmsi marchali
Lineage: Eukaryota; Metazoa; Arthropoda; Insecta; Hymenoptera; Agaonidae
Exons: 5
Coding region: 161-1456 (431 amino acids)
Source: RefSeq, a predicted model, not a curated record
GGCGCGAGGCAACUUGGAUCGCGCGUUUGUCGGGUUCGAGACAGCGACGCGGAUCGCCGAGACUUCUCUGUCGGGUCGAUAGACUAGCAGCAACAGCAGUACCACCACCACCACCACCACCACCACCACCACCAUCGCCGCAAACACGAGCAGCACGAUCAUGGACGACCAGGAGAGGAAGGAGAGCGCCCGACUGGACUUGGACUCGAUCCGCGAGCUCAUCGCUAAGGAGGAGCCCGAGGUGGAGAUAACGAGCUUGGAGGAGGCGCCGGGCUCGGGUCGAGGCGACAACUACACCUCGAUGCUCUACCGGCUGAGCGUCAAGGGCCGCAAGUUCAUCGAGCCUGGGGAUCACGUGCCCUGGGAGCGCUCCAUCAUCUACAAGGUGCUGCCCGAGUCCAAAGAGCGCCGCGAAGCUUUCAAGAGCGAGCUGCUCUUCAGGAACGAGGUCGUCUUUUACACGAGGGUCUGGCCGGCCCUCGCCGAGCUCCAAGCCAACGGGCGCACCGUAUUCGAGGGCGUAGCCAAGGUCUACGUGGCCAGGGCCGAGCUCAUCGCCAUGGAAGACCUCAGGGCCAAGGGCUUCAAGAUGGCAGACAGGAGGCAGGGCUUGAAGGUGGACAAGCUGAAGCGCGUACUCAAGGCUCUCGCUGGCUUUCACGCGCUCAGCCUCACGCUCAAGGAUCUGAGACCAGAAGUGUUCGCGAGGCUGUCGCGUCCAGAUUCGGAUGCGGGCGAGGCCGUCCAAGAGGCGCUGUUCCGCAUGGAGAACGUCGAUUGGUACAGGCAGUACUAUCGCACGGCGAAAAGCAACGCCCUGAAGAUGGUGUCGGAGGGCCUUCCCGAGUCCAUCGAGGUACGUCGCGACGAGAUAUUGGGCAAGUUCCGGGCCUUCCUCGACGAGGACAGCUUCUUCCGUACCAUGUGCGAGCUCACCUCUAGUCAGGGUCCCCUCAGCGUCUUUUGCCACGGUGACUGCUGGACCAAUAAUUUCCUAUUCAAGGAAGAUGCUGUGGAUUCGGAGGCCGUCUGCUUGGUUGACUUUCAACUGACCCGCGUUGGUUCGCUGGCGCUCGAUCUCGCGAACGUCCUUUAUUGCUGCACGAGUGGCGAGGUGAGGAAAACUUUCAUGACUCAGCUGCUGCAACACUACCACCGCCACCUCAUGUCAGCCCUUUACGUCCUAAAUCCAGCAGCCGAAUCGACCAGAGAUCCAGCCGCUAUGUGGACCCUGCUAAGCGAGGAGAUGCGCCGCUGCGGCCGCUUCGGUCUGGGUCUCGCCCUGGACAUAUUGCCCAUCAGCACGUGCACGAGCGACCAAGCGCCGGAUCUUUACAAGGGCCAGGAAGCCAGCGACGAGGAGCGUAGUCUCCUGGCACCUCCGCCCGCCGGUGCUCAAUGCACUCGCCUCAUGACCGACCUCGUCGUCGAGCUCGUAAAUAAUCGAGCCCUUUAGUCGAUCACCUCACCACGACUGCCCACAACUCUACCAUGACGCCGCCGUUGACGCCUAUCAUGCGUAGCGUGUGCCAACGCCCGCUCUUUUCCCCAUGUUCUUUUAUAUAAUGGACAUAUUUUCUCUCGCACUUGUCAAUUAUCAGCUUCUACAAAUUAACGCCUCUGAAUAUAAUAUCGAAGCGCAUUUCCACGCAAGGGCAAAUAGAGAUUGAAUUUUUAUUAAUAAUACCGCUUACGUACACAUUUGAGCUUGUUUGGUAUUUUCCAAUUAAAGUGUGCCGUUGUUCAUUGUUUGACCAUUGGAUUUCACGGAUUUUGUAAUUAAUGUUGCAUUAAUACAUUGGCAAAU